CUCUUGGCGGCCGUGGAAGGAGAGAACUUGCUCAAAGGUCCGUGGCUCGAAGAGGAAGAUGAGCGACUCAAGACCUAUGUAAAUCUUAAGGGGGGUAGGAGGUGGGAUGCGUUAGUGAAGGAAUCAGGUCUAAGGAGGAGUGGUAGGAGUUGCAGCAUGCGGUCGUUGAACUACCUCUGCCCAAACAUUAAGCAUGGUAAGAUUACCAUCAUAGAAGAGAAAACCAUUCGCCAACUUCAUCAACGUUGGGGUAACAAGUGGUCAAUGAUUUCCCAAGCGCUGCCAGGAAGAACCGAUAAUGAGAUCAAGAAUCACUGGAGAACUCAUUUAAAGAAGAAAAUACAAAUUCAAGAUGGAAAUUUCCAAUGUAAAUUGAACAAAAACCAACAGGGUAUUUUCUGUCAGGAAGGUGACAUGAAUGAGGAAAAAUACGACUUUGAUCAAACCAAGGUUACUAGCUCUGAUGAUCUUGGUUUAUCGGACUUUGCGGCAACAAAUUCUCCAUACGAAACCCAGUUAUCAGAAUGGACAUCUGAGCUAUCAAGUGAACAAAGUGGAACAACCUAUAAUCAGGACUGUAAUAGUGUCGAGUCCGAUUUACGUCAUCUUAAAUGGACUCCGGAUGAUAGUGAUGCAUGGGACUGUCUAGGUUUUCUCUGGGACAUGAAUUAACAGAUAAUAGUGGGAAAUGUGGAUCAAAUGAAAUAAAAAUGAGUAAUGCUAGCUAGACCAAAUUUGUAGACAAAGUAUUGAAAACUAAAAGACAUGUAAGUUGAUGUUUGGCUUAUUACUUACACGUUGAUAAACGUGCUUAUUCUUAUUGAUGACACAUCAUUUAGUUUGCAAAUUUAGUCUCCAAAUUUGGUCUCCCUAGCAUUACCAUAUGCAAUGCAUGUUGCUAAGAAAAAUGGAAUUUCUUCCUUUCCAGCUCCAGCAAGUGAGGUUUUGGCAUAUCUUCUGAGAAGAAAAUAGGGCAGCUGAUGAUGGCUUAACAAGAAUUCAUGGGACAAAAUUUGGAGGGUGAAUAGCUUUUGUACUCUCAUCUACAUAGGGCAGUCGCUGAGAGGAUCUACUUUGAUCAGUUAGGUAGCUUCUUGAAGCUUUUCAAACUAUAAUUUGUAAUCGCAUGCAUGUAUUGGAUGUGCAAUCAUCUGACUUAAAUUUGAAUUGUAUUCUCUCGUCUUC
Molecule: messenger RNA, 1185 nt
Organism: Pyrus x bretschneideri (Chinese white pear)
Lineage: Eukaryota; Viridiplantae; Streptophyta; Magnoliopsida; Rosales; Rosaceae
Product: transcription factor MYB27-like
Biological process (GO): regulation of DNA-templated transcription
Cellular component (GO): nucleus
Molecular function (GO): sequence-specific DNA binding; DNA-binding transcription factor activity
Source: RefSeq, a predicted model, not a curated record